This is a messenger RNA of Myzus persicae (green peach aphid), 1640 nucleotides long. Its product is annotated as transcriptional repressor scratch 2-like. Gene Ontology annotation, biological process: regulation of DNA-templated transcription. The coding region runs from base 366 to 1052 and encodes 228 amino acids. Lineage: Eukaryota; Metazoa; Arthropoda; Insecta; Hemiptera; Aphididae. The record is from RefSeq and is a predicted model, not a curated record. Gene Ontology annotation, molecular function: RNA polymerase II cis-regulatory region sequence-specific DNA binding; DNA-binding transcription factor activity, RNA polymerase II-specific. The transcript is spliced from 5 exons.
UCGCUGCCGCCGCCGAUGACGGUGCGUACGCGGUACCCCGCGGGUGUUUACGGCGCGCGUGUUCGCGCACCGCAGUAGUUGUACAACACAACACGGUGUCGUCUGUGGUCGACGGGCCCACUGCGAAACGCGCCCCGCACGCGACUACCAAAACGCGACGCACCGGACCGCGGCACCACCGCUGUCGCCGCCGAUACCAAGAAAAUAUCAAUUUAAUAUCGUAAUAAUAUUUCGUCGGUGCCGCGUGACGAAGAUGCGGUCCCGCUCAGCAGGGCUGUAGCAGCAGUGAGCUAUUCCAGCGGUCUGCGAACUAUACCCGAAGUCAACGAGCCAUCGACCGACACUUCGCCUACACGAAUCACGAAAUGCCACACUCCUACGAACACAUCGUCGACGCUCAGCAGUCGUCGGUCGGGGACGAGCUGUAUAACCUGACGCAGUUGGCCGAGGUCAGCAUCGUCUACUUCAGACACCACACGGCCACGAUCAUCGACGGGCCGAGUGCCUACGAAAAGGUCAUAAAGAAAAACGAUAACGACGACAAUGGCGACACAAUAAUUACGGAACAGACGUCGAAGAAGACGACCAACAGCAAGGAACGUCAAUGCCCGGAUUGCGGGAAAUCUUACAGCACGUCCAGCAACUUGGCCCGGCAUCGGCAGACGCACAGGUCGCUGGCAGACACCAAAGCCAGACACUGUCCCCACUGCGACAAGGUCUAUGUGUCGAUACCCGCCUUUUCGAUGCACAUGCGAACACACAGCCAGUCGUGUAAAUGUAGCAUCUGCGGCAAAUGUUUCUCCAGGCCAUGGUUGUUGCAAGGGCACAUCCGCACCCACACAGGUGAAAAACCUUACGAGUGCGAAAAAUGUUGCAAAGCGUUUGCGGAUAAGUCAAACUUGCGAGCUCAUCUACAAACGCAUUCUACAGAAAAACCACAUGUUUGUCAGAAAUGCAACAAAGCUUUUGCACUCAAGUCGUAUUUGUACAAACAUGAGGAAUCAGCUUGUGGUAAAAUUACAUCGUUGAACAACAAUAACAAUAACGAUUAGGAACCCUUUUUUUAUUAGAUUUAAAAAUCAAAAAUUCUAAACAAUUGUUUUUUUGUAUAUAUUUAUAUUAUGAGUUUUUCUUUACUUUUUUCUUCUCAAACCGUUUGAAAAUAAGCUAUACUUUUCAGUGACCAUUUAACAUUUGUUCUAGAAAUGUGUAAUACAUUUUUCACAUUUUUAUAUUUAAGUACAAUUUAAAAUACUUGAAAGUUUUAAUGAAUAUAACAACAAUGAAAUUGUUCUUAUUUUAAACACUUUUAAUUACAAAAUAGUAGUAAUAAUAAUAAAUAAUAAAUAAUACAAAAAUAAGGAAAAAACAGCUAACAAAAUAAUCUAAUUUUUAUAAAACGUUACAUUUUAUAUAACAAAGAUCUGAGCAAUACAUGUUUAUGAUUUUUAGGCAUUUAGAAAUGACCAGCAAAUUUUAUAUUUUAUUAAAUCAAUUUGUGUUUGGUUUGUUUUGUUAUUGUUAGACUUUUGGACACUAAUUUUGAGGCUAAACAAGUAAGGUUACACUUGUAUUAUUGAAGUGUAGAUACCAAAUAGAAUAAAAAUAGCUCAGGUAAUAUUUAUAUAUUUUUUUUUUUU